Cannabis sativa is the source of this 1637-nucleotide messenger RNA. RefSeq names its product WAT1-related protein At3g30340. The record is from RefSeq and is a predicted model, not a curated record. The transcript is spliced from 6 exons. Gene Ontology annotation, molecular function: transmembrane transporter activity. The coding region runs from base 295 to 1392 and encodes 365 amino acids. Gene Ontology annotation, cellular component: plasma membrane. Lineage: Eukaryota; Viridiplantae; Streptophyta; Magnoliopsida; Rosales; Cannabaceae.
UGAAGAUAUGAGCAAAGCAAUUGAUUCUGUAAAAAUCUCAUCCCCACUUACUGAAAAGUUAUUGGACAAGAAAGAACCAAAAAGUUGAUGAUUUAAUACUUAUUAAUUUAAGCUUGCGUUUCAAUUGGUUAGACGCCUUUAAAAAGCAUGAUGUGAUUCUAUAUUCAACAAUGUCAGGUCUUGGUCUAGCUAUUUUGCCUAUAUAAAGAGAAAUAAACCAGUUAAAACUAUGCAAUCUAAACUAAAUUCAUAAACUAAAAAAGAAUAGAGAAGAGGAGAAGCCUAUAUAUUAAGAUGACUUUUGGUGCACAGUGGAAACCAGCUACAGCUAUGCUGGCUAUUAAUUUUGCCUUUGCAAUAGUAAAUUUACUUCUCAAGAAGAGUAUUGAUGAUGGUUUAAACCAUUUGGUUAUCGUUACAUAUCGACAGAUGGUGGCUACUAUGUUAUUGUUACCAAUUGCCUUCUUUUGGGAGAGGAAAAGCAGAGCUGAGAUUACAGCACACAUUGUUUGUUACCUUUUCUUCAGUGCUUUAAUUGGGGUAACUCUUGCCCAGUUCUUGUUCCUUCUUGGACUUCAAUACACAUCAGCUACUUUUUCUUGUGCAUUUCUCAACAUGGUGCCUGUUUUCACAUUUGUAUUGGCACUGCCAUUUGGUCUUGAAAAGCUGAACAUGAAAAGCAUAGGCGGUUGUGCAAAGCUGUUGGGUACAAUGAUAUGUGUGGUUGGAGCCUUGGUGCUAACAUUCUACAGAGGAAUGCAACUAACUCAUUUACAUGCACAACAAGCCACAGAAGACCAUGCCAGCAUGAAACACACACCCGAAAAGGCGAAGAAUUGGGCGGCCGGUUCAGUACUCCUGGCUACAGGCAGCCUCUCGUGGUCUUCAUGGUUCCUCUUGCAAGCAAGGAUUGGGAAGAUGUAUCCAUUUCAAUAUUCAAGCUCAGCCAUCGUGUCCCUCUUUGGUGCCAUUCAGUCAGCCAUACUGACUUUGUUAAUUGAGAGAAGAAUCUCUAUGUGGAUUCUCAAAGGAAAGUUGGAGAUCAUUGCUGUUGUUUAUGCUGGAAUGGUGGGAUCAGGGUUGUGCUAUGUUGGGAUGUCAUGGUGUGUGAAGCAAAAGGGUCCAGUCUUCACAUCAGCAUUUACUCCUUUCACACAAAUUUUUGUAGCUUUUUUUGAUGUCUUUGUUUUGCAUGAACCAGUUCACCUUGGAAGUUUGCUGGGAUCUAUCUUGGUCAUAAUUGGUAUGUACACUCUUUUGUGGGGUAAAAACAAAGAGGCCAAGGAAGUUGGUACAAAGCAGAACCAAGUAGCAGAAGAAGAGGGUGAAGAUUGUAGUAACUCAACAGUGUCUCAUGUCAUUCCUGUCACAAUCAACCCAACAACUUCUUAAUCUAAUAUUUUAGCCACAGUUCACAAUAGUCUUAAGAACAAUUGUUUGGAUGCACACACUUUUGUGUUUACUACUUUGAGAUGUUAAAGACCUAAUUAGUAGUAAAUGGUUUUUGUUUACCCUGCUUCCGCACUCUCAGUAUGAUUUAGCCAAUUUAUGUAUUGGAAUAUUACUAGCAUAAGGUAAAGAUAUUUUGGAAGAGACAAUAAAUUUUUUAUAUCGGAGCAAAUAAUUCAUAAUUUAUU